AUGGAACACAAAUCAGCCAAUACCGAGCGAAUGACCGGCCCCAAACGCAAGCGAGACACUAUACUAGAGGAUGCCCCCAAUCCAAAACGCAGAGAACUCUCUAGCGACCAUGAAGCCCUAAAGGUUGAGGAAAAACAAUCCACCUUCCUUGGCCUUCCACCAGAACUCCGCAACUCCAUCUACGCCCUCGUCUUCACAUUCGGAGACUGUAAACCAUACAAUCCCGUCCCAGCCUAUCGUGGCCUCCACUCAUGUCAAUGCCGUGGCCAGACCCUCAUGCGUGUCUGUCGCCAAACCCGCAAAGAAACACUCGCGCUCUUCUACCAGAAUCACGAAUUCCGCCUCUUGCUCAGCGAUGAUCACAAGCUUGCCGUUCAGACAUGGCUGGACUCAUUGGCCCCUGAUGCUUUCAAUCACAUCAAGCGAUUUCAAUUUCGACAGAAGGAGAGACGGUACGAAGGGCAGUAUUGGCGGUGGACCAAUGUUUAUGCAACUUUCGUGAUUGGCGAGGCAGAUGUGGAGGUUGCGGUCGUGGUUACGUCGGAGGCGACAGUCUCUCGUUCUACUCAUGAGAAGGUCGAGAUGGAGGCGUCCGAAGAGUUGGAGGCUUCUUUCAAGAAGGUUGCUGCGUCAAUGGACAAAGUUGAAGGAAGGCCAGUUCUGACGAGAGCGAAGAUGUUGGAGUUGCUGGAGGUUGUUGGGUGGAAACCAUCAAAGUGA
Messenger RNA from Zasmidium cellare ATCC 36951, 720 nucleotides. RefSeq lists its product as uncharacterized. The transcript has a single exon. The record is from RefSeq and is a predicted model, not a curated record. The coding region runs from base 1 to 720 and encodes 239 amino acids. Lineage: Eukaryota; Fungi; Ascomycota; Dothideomycetes; Mycosphaerellales; Mycosphaerellaceae.